UGUUUUACUUGACAACACAAGGGGGAGUGUUCCGGCUACCAAAGUAUUAGUAGAAAAACCAUGAAGUGAAUUUUAUGGAAGUGGCGAGAUAAACGAAAGGGUGAAAAGGCGAUUUCGAAAGCCUUAGUGGAUUUUCAGUGGAUAUUCGGCUAAAUCUGAAAACACUGUCGCCUUCCCUGGAGCUCAGGACCUGAGCGCUUCAGCUCGCUUCAUCCAUCAUAACAUCUGCUACGCCUCCUCAACAGCUAGCUAGCUCGCAGAAGCUAAACCUUAGCUGAGGAAAAAAGGCGUUUCAAUAUUCCGGCUUACGGGACAGAAAUUCCACUUCAAGGAACCCUUCUGUCCAGGUUUCCAUCUGAUGGAGGAGUGGUUCUGUGGGAAGAGCCACCAUGUUUCCUUGCCAUGUGACCCCGUGGCCCUCUGCUGAGGCCCCAGCACCGUGUGGAAAUCAUGCACCCUCAGUGCAGCCGUCUCAAGCUCUGCCCGAUCUGCUGUGCAGCUGUCCUGCUCCAAACAUCCACUCUGAGACGCCAUCCCCAGACCCCAUGGAGUCUCUCAUCGUGGUCACGGAGUAUGAACCUACUGAGCCACUGGGGGAGCCUGAAGAAGAGGAGAUGGAACAAAUGGACAGCUCGGCUCCUCCUGAGCCAACUUCGUCCUCCGCAGCUGUCCAGGCUCCAUCCUGCGACCUGCUGUCCCACACAGUGGGUCGGCCCAAGGCCCUACUGCCCCAGAGCCAAGAACAAAGGGGCCGAUUAAGCCUUUCUGACCGGAAGCUUUCGCUGCAGGAGCGCUCACAAACUGCAACGUCCCCUUGCAGCUCCCCCGGACUCAACGGGCGUUACAUCUACCCAUCGUUACCUUACUCCCCCAUCACAUCACCGCAUUCGUCUCCCCGGUUGCCCCGACGGCCCACUGUAGAGUCCCACAGCGUCUCUAUCACAGAUCUUCAAGAUUGCGUUCAACUCAACCAGUACAAGCUGAAAGAUGAGAUUGGAAAGGGCUCCUAUGGUGUUGUGAAGCUGGCUUACAAUGAGGAUGACAACACAUAUUAUGCGAUGAAAGUGUUGUCGAAGAAGAAGCUGAUGAGGCAGGCAGGGUUCCCACGAAGACCAGCUCCUCGCGGCGCCCGAGCCCUCCCUGAGGGUCCGACUCAGCCCAAAGGCCCGCUCGAGCGGGUUUAUCAGGAGAUAGCCAUUCUCAAAAAACUGGACCAUCCUAAUGUUGUUAAACUCGUUGAGGUUUUGGAUGACCCCAGUGAAGACCAUCUGUACAUGGUGUUUGAGUUGGUGAAAAAAGGGGCUGUAAUGGAGGUGCCCACCGAUAAACCGUUCGGUGAAGACCAGGCCCGUUUUUACUUCCAGGAUUUGCUGAGAGGAAUCGAGUAUUUACAUUAUCAGAAGAUCAUCCACCGAGACGUGAAACCUUCUAACUUACUGGUGGGGGAAGACGGUCACAUCAAGAUUGCAGAUUUUGGAGUCAGUAACCAGUUUGAGGGAUCGGACGCUCUGUUGACCAGCACGGUGGGAACGCCCGCAUUCCUCGCCCCUGAAGCACUUUCUGAAACCAGAAAGAAUUUCUCUGGGAAGGCUUUGGAUGUGUGGGCCAUGGGAGUAACUCUCUAUUGCUUUGUCUUUGGAGUGUGUCCAUUUAUGGAUGAGCGUAUUCUCAGUCUUCAUCAGAAAAUCAAGACGCAGCCUGUAGGGAUUCCUGAACGUGCAGACAUAUCAGAUGAUCUCAAAGAUUUAUUGUUCAAAAUGCUGGAAAAGAAUCCAGAGACCAGAAUAACGGUGCCACAGAUAAAGGUGCACUCAUGGGUGACGAGGCACGGUGCCGAGCCUCUCCCUCCUGAGGACGACAACUGCUGUACGCUUAUUGAAGUCACUGAAGAGGAGGUGGAGAAUUCUGUUAAACACAUUCCAAGCCUGGCAACAGUGAUCCUGGUCAGAACCAUGCUUAGGAAGCGCUCCUUUGGGAACCCCUUCGACUGGGGCCGGAAGGAGGAGCGCAGCAGUUUGUGUGCUCCAGCACAAACUCCCACGAACCCAGUGAGUGGUGAGGGUGUGAGGAGCGUGAGCCUGCCCUACGUGGGAGAGGAUGAGGCUCUCUCCUGAUAAUAUGCACAGUGGCAUCGUCUUGCCUGCGACAACACAACUCCCCUUUACACUCUUGUGAACUGGCAAUCUACAGACUUUUUGUUUUGUGGAAGGUGGGAACAUAAAUUGAAUUCCUCAUCUAAGGCACUUUGUCAUCCACUUGUGAAAGAGCUGUGCAUCAGCGGUGAAACGUGGGACUAUCCCACAGGGACCUUCAAGGGGUUUGAUCCCCAUACCUUUUGGUUUUUGACUCACUUCAAACUUGUUAUCCUGCAUGCAGCUGUGGUCCCAGCAUGCUUCGUCUCAGGCUCUAACUGUACAGUUUCAGGUGGAAGUGUAGUUCAUCUUCUCGUGUUUCUUUGUCUCUACUUGACAGUACCUUCAGGUACACAGGGCUUGGGAACAGGGAGGCGUUGAUGGCUUAAGUGUAGGGAUCUUUGCCAUCACCGUAGCAACACUCUUUAGAAGAGAAGAUUUCCUAAAGAUCCACAGGCUGAACAUCCUUCAGAGUCCAUGUUUUGUAAAAUAUAUCUAUUCGGACUGUUUAAGUCAAAAUGAAGGAAAAAAGGGAAGAGAAAAACUGUUUACUCCAUAUUGAAUGCAUGCAUUUAUUUUCUCGAUGCAAAUACUACAUAAGCUAUUUAUAAAGAUCCACAAUUUGACCUUUUUCUUUAGGGUCCCACAAUCCAUAGAAAGCUUUAAAAUAUUUGAUGUAGUGUUUUGUGAACAAUCACAUUUACAAUUAUUUCAUCAAGAUGGUAGAGAAAAACAGCUUUUAAUAUUUUUUAAUAGAUUUAUGAUGACUUUUUAGGUGUUUGAUAUCACUUGAAACCGUCGGGCUGCAGCUAACUGAGUAUUAAAUGUACUGAUUAACUAUUGCACAUAACGAGAAAAAGUAUUAGUGUAAAAACAAAAACUGUAAAUUAUUUCUUAAAAGUUUUUAUUUCACAAUUUAUUUCUUUUUAGACACAUGCAUUAUUGUCAUUCUACUGAGAACCAGUUCAGCUGCAUCUCAUAUUUGGUUGAACUUUUCAAAGUAGAAUACUUUUACUUUUUUUUACCUAAUAAUUUGUCAUGUCAGGUUUAUAUCAAUUCUCAAAAAAUUAAUAUUUUAGAACACAAAGAGUUUUAAUUGUAAACCUUGGGGGAGAAAAGAUGUGCACUGACUCAAAACAGAGAAAGGGAAAACAGUGCACAUUCCCUUAUUUAUUAUGCUAAUCUAUGCAUGACAGAUCCACAAAAAAUAGUCAUGUUGUUAAAGAUUUAAGCUAGGCGACAAAAAAAAAGAUCCUUUAGGAGGACCUUUUAAUUUUUUUUUAUUUACAUUGCAAAUAGUCACCUUCUUUUAUUUCUCUAUGCUCCCCCUUUUGUUGUAUUUUAUUUUGAAAGCUGUUGGUGUAAAUAAAGUUACGGGCCGUGUCUGUAGUUCACACUGUUUUGAACAUUUUUCUUUUGAAAACUAUUUGUCCACUUCUGUGCUGACUGUAUCUUAAAGGGACUCUGUGUUUUUGUACUUCUUUCUGUGUUUGCAUGUUACACCUGCUGUAUGUCUGUUUCUACGACUCAUACUAUGCACAUGAUGCGUCUUUGAGGUGCCAUGGUACUUCCUGUCUGAUUGUACAGUGAGAACACUCAGAGGCUGUGUUCACCUAAUGCUUUUUUUAAUGGAAAAAGAGACAUGAAAAAUGUAGAAUGAUAAUGUUUAAUAGUUAAAUUAUUCAGAGUGCUAAGUGACACUGCCUCACCUCUUUUUUCAUGUACAAUAAAACUUUACAGACUUUGAAGGACACAUUGACUCUCUGGCCUGUUGAGAGCUGCUUUUUAGAUAAGAGGCAGAGAAAUAAAUUAUAGAUGAAAAAUCUACUGAAGCAUCAUCUGGUUUUAUUAAAAGAUUAUAGUUGAAGCAAAAAAAAAAUUGUAAAAAUUUGUACUGUAACAGUUUUUAUUAGUAUUCCUGCCUUCAUUUCAUUGAUUUUUGCAUCUAAAAAAAUGUGCAGGAUCUGUCACAAUGCAUGCCAAAACACUGUAUCGUCAAUGCAUGAGAGGUUCUUCACGACAAAAUGAGAUGUAGACAUUGAUCAUUCUUCUCAUUCUGUACCUUGGUCUUCAGAUGAAUAAAAAACAUGACUGCCUUUUCUA
Oryzias latipes (Japanese medaka) is the source of this 4235-nucleotide messenger RNA. RefSeq names its product calcium/calmodulin-dependent protein kinase kinase 2 (gene camkk2). Gene Ontology annotation, biological process: protein phosphorylation; CAMKK-AMPK signaling cascade. NCBI's taxonomy places the organism in Eukaryota, Metazoa, Chordata, Actinopteri, Beloniformes, Adrianichthyidae. The record is from RefSeq and is a predicted model, not a curated record. Gene Ontology annotation, molecular function: ATP binding; protein serine/threonine kinase activity.